This is a messenger RNA of Volvox carteri f. nagariensis, 663 nucleotides long. RefSeq lists its product as uncharacterized. The coding region runs from base 1 to 663 and encodes 220 amino acids. The record is from RefSeq and is a predicted model, not a curated record. The transcript is spliced from 2 exons. NCBI's taxonomy places the organism in Eukaryota, Viridiplantae, Chlorophyta, Chlorophyceae, Chlamydomonadales, Volvocaceae.
AUGGCAGACAAUGAGUCGUCAGGAGGUGACCAACCACCGCGCUCCAAGAGGCGCGUCACCUUAAAAUUGUCGGACCUAUGGGGCUCUGGCCUGAAAGUUGACCGAAAGAUUUGUGUUAUAGGCAACCCUAAUGAUGAUCCUGAGGAGCGUAUGAUGCGUUUGGCUCAAGUCGCUACAAUCCUGCCAACACAGACGGCAUGUGUUGAGCGCGGAUUUAGCCGGCAUCGUAUUAUUAAGAAUCGCCUGACGAACCGGCUAAAGCUGGAAACGGUUGAUUCACUACUUCGUGUGGGCAUGUUGGGACCUGCUGCUGAUACCGGGGCGAAGCCACUGAUUGAUCAGGCUGCUGGGAUCUACUCGCGUAAGGGUUAUACAGGCAUUAUUCACAAGUUGUCUUCUGACGUUAGCAAAAUUAAUUUGAAUCCAUACGGAGAGGAUGAUAAUGAGGAGGUUGCGACGGACCCAAAGAUUGAAGUACUGGUACAAGCAACAUACCCCGCUAGUGAUGAUGAGGCUUUUAGUGACAGUGACUACGAGACCGACGUAGAACGAGAUACCGAUGAGUCGUCUGUGGAUGAGGAUUUUGAUGAGGAGGAGGAGGACGCGAAAGAGGAGCAGAAGGGAUGGGCGGCCGCGGUGGCCAAGGCGCUUGGCUUUCGCUGA